ACGACGUUCAGCUUGUCAAGGUCUCAGUCUUCUCUCUGUCUUUCGCUCCCGCUGGAUCACUCGCAGAGUCGCUGAAAUCGAAAGAUCAACUCAAAAAGCCCUCAAAUAUGCUCCGGCACCGCCUUCUCUCUUCUCUCCGGACCCGCGGUGGAGCCGCCGCCGGUCAGAGUCGGUGGACCAGUCCUGGCCAUGAGGAUCGGCCGAAGGGCUAUCUUUUCAAUCGGACGCCGCCUCCACCAGGUCAGUCCCGUAAAUGGGAGGAUUGGGAGCUUCCUUGUUAUGUUACUAGUUUUCUUACUAUUGUGAUUCUUGGCGUUGGCCUCAACGCCAAGCCUGAUCUCACAAUUGAGACUUGGGCUCACCAGAAGGCCCUCGAGCGCCUCGAGAUGGAGAACCUAGGUAUCUCUGGCUCUGUAUCAUCUGAAUCUGAUUGAAUUUCGUGGUCAUAGUGCACGUGUGGGAACUGGGUUGUCUGAUUUCAACUCAUCCUUGAAAUGGGGUUUCGGAUAUAUGAUGGGAUUUAUAAGAUGGUGUCGAUAUUCUGUAGUUCAAUAAGUUUCCCUUGCAUGUUUUUAUUGGCUCUUUUGGAGCUUCAAUAACAGCUUCAUUUUUAAUCCUUAGUUUUGCACACUUUGACGUUGUAUAUGUCAAGUACUUGAUAAAUUUAACUUUCUGCCAUGUUUCAAUUCAGUUGCCAAUAUGAGUUAUGCAUAUGGAUUCUCUAAUAAU
Cucurbita moschata (crookneck pumpkin) is the source of this 729-nucleotide messenger RNA. RefSeq lists its product as uncharacterized. The record is from RefSeq and is a predicted model, not a curated record. The coding region runs from base 108 to 434 and encodes 108 amino acids. NCBI's taxonomy places the organism in Eukaryota, Viridiplantae, Streptophyta, Magnoliopsida, Cucurbitales, Cucurbitaceae. The transcript has a single exon.